Messenger RNA from Pochonia chlamydosporia 170, 618 nucleotides. RefSeq names its product hyoothetical protein. The transcript has a single exon. The record is from RefSeq and is a predicted model, not a curated record. The coding region runs from base 1 to 618 and encodes 205 amino acids. Lineage: Eukaryota; Fungi; Ascomycota; Sordariomycetes; Hypocreales; Clavicipitaceae.
AUGCCAGCGGAUUUUGAAAAGCAGAGCUACUGGCACAGCCGAUUCGCUUCCGAGACUUCUUUCGAAUGGCUCCUCUCCUCGUCAGACUUUGUAUCUCUUAUAGAACCCUACCUCAAACACCUGGACCCAUCAUCGGCACACAUUCUCAACUUGGGCUCUGGCACCAGUGAUUUGCACAAUCACCUACGAAGCCGCGGCUUUCACCACGUUAGCAAUCUAGAUUACGAACCACUGGCCGUAGUCAGAGGGAAACACCUCGAGGAAAAGGCUUUUGGUGACAUUGUCAUGCAUUAUACCCUCGCGGAUGCUACACAGCUUAACCAUGCUGGUCCGGAAAUUGGUCAUCGAGGCGAUGGAAAAUUCGAUCUCGUAAUUGACAAAAGCACCGUCGAUGCCAUAUCUUGUGGCGGCCAAGACGCCUUUCUCCGAAUGGCACAUGGCGUGAGAAACAGGUUAGCCGACGAUGCCGUGUGGAUAUCAUUGAGCCUCUCUGCAUCACGCUUCGACGACACACAGUUGCCAUUCAAUGUUGAGACUGUUGCCAAGAUUCCAACCUCGAAAAUAAAACCCACAGACCCAGAUGUACACCAUUGGUGCUACCUCCUACGACCGAUAUGA